Molecule: messenger RNA, 1546 nt
Organism: Striga asiatica
Lineage: Eukaryota; Viridiplantae; Streptophyta; Magnoliopsida; Lamiales; Orobanchaceae
Source: the annotation of a GenBank genome assembly
GAUUCAUCCAAUAGAAAAACACAACACAUCACAUUUGUUGUCAAAGUAAAACUCUCCAAUCCAAGAACCACAACGUUUUUAUGUGAGCAAGUGGUGUACAAAGAGACAGAGAUACAACGAAGGGAGGAAAGGGCCAGAUGAAGAAGCCCUAAACCAGCGAUUCUUGUCGAGCUUUGGGGAUUUCUUGCUCCGGAUUUGUCCUACAUCACAUUGCCAAGAUCCAUUUUUUCUGGGAUUUACCGAAGUUACUAGAAGCUUUUUCUUAAGCCAUGGCGAAUUCCAAGGGACCAUCUAGGAUUCGAAGCACAUUAUACAACAGCGGGAAGAAUUCCUUGCUCCCCCCUAAAAGCCCAUUUCCCAGCAUAUCCCCUUCCUACACCGAAUACAUCCCCACUUCAAAAACCCUUCCAAAGCACAGAGACCAAAAUUCACACCACCAGCGUACUUCUUCCGAAAGCUUCUUGAUAGACGAGCAGCCUUCUUGGCUCGACGAGCUUCUAGACGAGCCCGAAACCCCCGUCCGAAAAGGAGCCCACCGCCGCUCAUCGAGCGACUCGUUCGCGUAUAUGGACAUGUCUAAUAAUGCAGGAGGCAUGAAUUAUAUGGCUCGAGAGGAUUCUAACAGGUACAAGAAUGUGACGGGGGGAGGAGGCCCACUUUCUCAAUGGGGGUCGUCUCAAGACUUUGAUAUUUACAGGCAGCAGCAGAAUAGUUUCUAUGUGAAUUCAAAUCAGUUUGGCAGAACCAGGAAUAAUAAUAAGAUGUGGGACCCGCGUGGGCUUCCUUCGCCUAAGGGCAAUAGUACACUCAUACAGGAUGCAGAUAAGAAGAAUGUAUCUCUUCCACCCGAAAAAAAGGACGUGGAGGAUCAAAAGGGGCCCGCUGAGAAAAAGGAGGCCAUGCAUGGGAAGUCAUUGGAGACUGACAAUAAACGUGCCAAACAGCAAUUUGCUCAGCGUUCACGGGUCCGGAAGCUCCAAUACAUAGCUGAACUUGAAAGAAAUGUGCAAGCCUUACAGGCAAAGGGAUCUGAAGCUUCUGCUGAACUCGAAUUCACCAAUCAGCAAAAUCUCAUUCUGAACAUGGAGAACAAAGCCCUGAAGCAACGCCUAGAGAGUUUAGCUCAGGAGCAGCUUAUCAAGUAUUUGGAGCACGAAGUGCUGGAGAGGGAAGUAUCAAGGCUAAGGAACUUAUACCAGCAGCAUCAACAGCUGCCGCCACAUCAGCACCAGACGACUUCCGGUCACAGACGGGCAAAUAGCCGAGAUCUCGACCAGCAAUUUUCCAACCUCUCUCUGAAGAACAAGGAAGCCACUAGUCGUGAAUCGGUCUCUGGUCAACCACUUCACAUGUAGUGGGAUAAAUGAGUCGACUCGACUCGCAUUUGCAUGGCUCGGUUUCCCUUUCCUUUUCGUGUCAAAUUAUUUUCCUAUCUCUCUAGUUUUAUCCAAAAGGGACUGUUUGUAAUCUGCUUAUGCUUAGAGCCUAGGGCCGUUUGCGCCUNAAAAGUAAAAAAAAAUGUAGUUGCCUUUGUAAGUUGUGUGAU